GGGUAGGGAGAAGGAAGUGAACCCCAGGACUGCGGCCAAGGCCUGGUGGUGUGGGGAGCCGGAGCUGAGCUUUGGGCUGAGGCUAGAAACACGCAGUCUGGUUCUUGCCCUCCACUUCUGUGAAGGCCCCGGACCCUACAGCCUCCAAGCCUGCCCUUGCCAGCCCAGGGCUGCCCAAAUGCCCACAUACAUCCCAGAAUAGGCACCAGGGCAGGAAACCCAAACUAACUUGAGUGACAGAGCAGGUGACUAGGGAGAAACAGGCAUCCAGCCCAGCCAGGAAAGUGAAGUAGAUAUGCAGAGACACGAUGACAGACGAACAGGGGUGCGAAAGACAGAGGCAGGUAGAGUCUGAGAGAGACAGAAAGUGAGCCCAAGGGGGAAAGUGACAAGGUGACAGAGAAGAGCAGGCAGAUACAAAUAGAGAGACUUAAGUCACUGAAUCAGAGCCACAUGAACAGGGAGUGGAUCACGGGACUGAGCUCGAAAGAACAUCGUCUGGGCGAGUCUGAGACAAAGAUAAACCGAGAAGCUCAGGAAGAGGGGGCUCCUGUUGAACCAAGCAGCUGGGACCACACCCGGGGCCGACCUGGAUCCCUCCGGAGGGUCCCAGCAGCCCACACACAGCCAUGCACUGCCCAGCCGCGCUCCUGCUCCUCCUUCUGGCUGGUGGGGCCGAGGCCUUUCGCAUCUGCGCCUUCAAUGCCCAGCGGCUGACGCUUGCCAAAGUGGCCAGGGAACAUGUGAUGGACACCUUAGUGCGGAUCCUGGCUCGCUGUGACAUCAUGGUGCUGCAGGAGGUGGUAGACUCUUCUGGAAGUGCCAUCUCCCUCCUGCUUCGAGAACUCAACCGAUUUGAUGGCUCUGGGCCCUACAGCGUCCUGAGCAGCCCCCUGCUGGGGCGCAGCACAUACAUGGAGAAGUACGUGUAUAUCUACCGGUCACACAAGACGCAGGUCCUGGAUUCCUACGUGUACAGUGACGUGGAUGACCUCUUUGCUCGGGAGCCCUUCGUGGCCCAGUUCUCUUUGCCCAGCAAGGUCCUUCCCAGGCUGGUGUUGGUCCCCCUGCACACCACUCCGAAGGCUGUAGGGGAGGAGCUGAACGCCCUGUACGACGUGUUUCUGGACGUCUCCCAGCACUGGAAGAUCAAGGACAUGAUCUUGCUCGGGGACUUCAAUGCUGACUGCACCUCGCUGCCCAAAAAGCGCCUGGGUGAGCUGAUGCUGAGAACUCAGGCCGGCUUCUACUGGGCGAUUGCCGAUGGGGAGGACACCACUGUGCGAGACACCACUCACUGUGCCUACGACCGAAUAGUGCUCCACGGGGAGCGCUGUCAGAGUCUGCUGCAUACCGCAUCCACCUUCAACUUCCCCAGGCACUUCCGGCUCACUGAGGAGGAGGCCCUCAACAUCAGUGACCACUACCCUGUGGAGGUGGAGCUGAAGCUGAGCCAGGCAGCUCACAAGAUCCAGCCCCUCGGUCUGAUUACUUUGCUGCUGCCACUCCUGCCCCUCCAGCUGGGCCCCGUGGCCUGAAUCCCAACCCCCACUCACUGACUGCUGCCCACAGAUGUGAUGACUGCACUGCCUUCAGGACUGAAACCCUGGCCUCGGUCCCGAAGUAACUCCAUCUCUCCACCCCCAGCCCUGCCCUAUUGGACUGCAGCCCUCUGCCUUUGCUUUGGCUCGUGUUCUUUGGUUGGGCCUGUGCCUCGCAUUUGAAUGUGGAAGUGGAGGGCCCCAAGCCCUAAGGAUGGAGCCAUGGUACUCUCCCCGGCACACACACACACCGCCCCCGCAGUGUCAGAGGUGGGGACUAAGCAGGCUCCAGAGCUGGGGGAGGGGAAGGCUCAGGAGGCAGUGAUCUUGGCUAAACGGCAGGGCUUAGAAAAGGGAAUCACAUAAAAAAAGGGAAUCACAACAGAUAAAAUUAUUUCACAUGAAAAGGAAACACCUACACACCGAAAACAAAAAGCUAUAUUGCAGGGACAGUACAUGUCUAACAUGUCAAAGGGCCACCUAUACUGCACACAGGAUUCACAUAAAUUGACAUAUAGACUAGUAGACCCGAGGGUGGAGAUAAAACAGCUCACACACUACUGAAACAUUUAAGCUAAUUUGUAAUUCAAUGACAAAAGCUCUGAUGCCUAUGGUAAAUAAAGCCCACGUUUCUGCCCACUGUUA
Pteropus alecto (black flying fox) is the source of this 2186-nucleotide messenger RNA. RefSeq names its product deoxyribonuclease 1 like 1 (gene DNASE1L1). The transcript is spliced from 8 exons. Gene Ontology annotation, cellular component: nucleus. The record is from RefSeq and is a predicted model, not a curated record. Lineage: Eukaryota; Metazoa; Chordata; Mammalia; Chiroptera; Pteropodidae. Gene Ontology annotation, biological process: DNA catabolic process. Gene Ontology annotation, molecular function: DNA nuclease activity. The coding region runs from base 630 to 1538 and encodes 302 amino acids.